UAAUUAAAAGAAAGAAUUUGUUUUAAUCUCUCAUCAAAGGCCAAAACACCCACUUUCAACUUUCCACAUAAAGCAAAAGAUUGGCAUCCUCAACAUUUCUCCAAAAGAGGAGCAGCAGCUGCUCUUCCUCCAUCCAUUCUCCAUCAUACCUCCUCCAGCACAAAUCUUGGAUCUACCUAGCAAUAAAAGAAGAGUGAGAAAACCCCAAGAUCAGCAAGAUGGGGAGAGGAAAGAUUGUGAUACGCAGGAUCGACAAUUCGACGAGUAGGCAAGUAACUUUCUCCAAAAGAAGAAAUGGGUUGCUCAAGAAGGCUAAGGAGCUAUCAAUCCUUUGUGAUGCAGAAAUUGGAGUUAUUAUCUUCUCCAGCACAGGCAAACUCUAUGACUAUGCAAACACUAGUAUGAAGUCCAUCAUCGAUCGCUACAACAAACAGAAGGAGGAGCAACAGCAGCUGUUAAAUCCUGCUUCGGAAGUCAAGUUUUGGCAAAGGGAGGCAGCAAGCUUGAGGAAGGAACUGCAAUACUUGCAAGAAUGCCAUCGGCAAUUGAUGGGAGAAGAACUGUCUGGUUUGAGCGCCAAGGAUCUACAGAAUCUAGAAAACCAGCUGGAGAUGAGUUUGAAAGGAGUUCGAAUGAAAAAGGAACAAAUUUUAACUGAUGAAAUUAAAGACCUGAACAGAAAGGGUAAUCUAAUUUAUCAAGAAAACCUUGAGCUGCACAAGAAGGUUAAACUCGUCAGUCAAGAAAAUUCAGAACUGCGUGAGGUUUAUGGAAGACAGAAUGUGGAUGAAGCAAACAGGGCUUCCCAGGCCCCUUGCACAGUAGGAAAUGGAUAUGACUCGCAUGCCCCAAUCCAGCUCCAAUUGAGCCAGCCACAUCCUCAUAACAUCGAGGCACCAGGAAAAUCAAUGAAACUGGGGCUGCAACUUCAAUAGUGAAAGCAGUUUGUAUCUGAAGAUGGUUAUCAAUCAUCAUCCAUUAAAUUGAUCCUAAGUUGAAGUGUGCAUGCUUUCUAGCGAUGAGAUCUCAAGCCUCGGCUAAGAUAAAUAUGUUCAGCAGCACAACCAUCCUAUUUGGUAUGAUAUAUUUUAUACAAUGUUUAGAGAAUGAUGUAAAUGAUUGCUGGACAAGCUAUCUGUAUCAAAUAUGCAAGAAUGGAAAGCUCAAUAUGAGUUGGGUACUCUAGAUGUCUAAAACAUUUAAAUGUGAUCAACAAAAUUGAACUACUAGAAGAAAUGUGCUAUGUAUAUAUGCUUUGCUUAGUGAAGAUUCAUAAGAUGAUGAUAGUUGUUUUAUUGGACGAUAUAAUCCAUAUAUGCUUUCCUGUAAUAGCAUACAUUCUUCGAUUCUUUAAAUAGAAGUUCAUGAAAGAACAUGUAGGAAGUCAAUAAAACAAUAAUAUGCUGCUUGAUCUUACAACAUACCAACUUCAAAUGAGAGAUAGUAUAGUUACCAAAACAGAAUGCUUGAUUUAUAAUGACAAAAACAUAAUCCCUGUAGUUAAACACAAUAAAACCUAGUACAUUUGUCAUAUAGAUGCAACAAAAUCUAGGCAUUGAGGGAAACAAGCGUAACUAGAACAGGAUUUUUCAUAACUGUAAAUGAAGAAAAGCUGCAUUUUAGUAUCAUUAAAUGAUUAAAGAAUAAAAAUGCUGUCACAAACUUAUGUUCUCUAUCAGAAAUUUCGUCAACUAUAAACCUUGAAUAAAGACUAAAUUAAACAUCACAGCAUAGUUUAUGCAGUAAUAUUGCAAACAAAAAAAAAACACGCAAUAUCUCGAGAAUACAAGUUCAUAAAUCUAAAAUAGUCAGAAUAACUGUACCUCAUUUCCCUUUGCCAGGUCUAGCAUAGAACUCGGCUGACGAGCUCUAAGCAGACAGGACUCCUCGGUAAAAGCAGUGGAUAAUAUCCAAUACCUGAAGUUCAAGACCAAUCAGGAUUCUUUAAAGUACAAGACAGAGCAUAUAAAAGCAUUGUGCUUGUGUGUGUGUAAAGGAAUUCAGUAAAUAAAGGGCAGAGCAUCUACCUUUGGCAUUGUUCAAAGAUUUUCCAGCGCCAUUGUUGUGCUGUUACCCAAAGCAACAUUAGUUUUAACUGCUUUUUUUUUCAUAUAAGAUUUUACUUUUUCCUAAAAUAACAAAUGGAUAAUUUUCAUGUACAGCAGCUUCUGAGCAGUGUAACUUGCCAUUUCCAAGUCUCAGGUAAUUCUUAACACAGACUAAAAAUUGCCUCUCAGAAAUGGCUCAUCAAUAUAUAAUGGGAAGCCAACAAUAAAUUCUCCAUUUCAAAAGUGAAAUUCCAAAUGUUGAAGUAUACCAUCAAACUUCACAACAUGAGAAAACAAACAAUUGGGAAUUGAUAGUGACAGAAGCAAGUGAUUAAAACCAGAGCAACACAACUGUAAAGGACAUUUAGAUGUUCAUUAGUGGAAAAAUCAGAAGACUGGCAAGUACAACCACUGUCAGCAAGCGUGCAUGCUGAUGCAUCUUCCAAUAUUCAUGCUUUACCAAACCUAUGUUUUACUCACAUGUGUCUACACUACAUUAAACAAAGGAGAUGGGAAUGGAUAGUGAGACAAUUUUCAUGGAACUUGUAUUGUUUUGAUAUCGAUUUUCAGAUUAAAACUAAAGACAUUAAUAAAUAAAAAAAAAA
This is a messenger RNA of Populus trichocarpa (black cottonwood), 2653 nucleotides long. RefSeq names its product MADS-box transcription factor 23. The record is from RefSeq and is a predicted model, not a curated record. Gene Ontology annotation, molecular function: protein dimerization activity; DNA-binding transcription factor activity, RNA polymerase II-specific; RNA polymerase II cis-regulatory region sequence-specific DNA binding. The transcript is spliced from 9 exons. The coding region runs from base 219 to 935 and encodes 238 amino acids. Gene Ontology annotation, cellular component: nucleus. NCBI's taxonomy places the organism in Eukaryota, Viridiplantae, Streptophyta, Magnoliopsida, Malpighiales, Salicaceae. Gene Ontology annotation, biological process: positive regulation of transcription by RNA polymerase II.